AUGGAAGCCAUCAUCUCCGUGGUGGUCAUAUCCUCCUCCUCCUCUUCUGCUCCUAGGAAGCCAAAACAUGAUUCUAAAUGGUACGAAAUGAUCAAGCGACGCAAUGCUUUUAAGAGGAAAAAGAAGACUCCAGUCGUUUGUUUCGAAAGGGAUACAACUUUGGAAGCCUCUCAUGGGCUUUCAUGGGUUCGAGUUUGCUUGCUUGGCAAAGGAGGAUUUGGUUCUGUCUUUUAUGCUAAAACAAGAACAACCAUCAAUCAGGGAACUCAUCUUCCUCCUCAAAUGGCAGUCAAAUCUGCAACUAUGGAUCAAUCAUCUUCAUUAAAGCAUGAGAAACAAGUUCUCUGUGAUCUUACUUCCAGUCCGUACGUGGUUCGUUGUUAUGGAGACGAAGUCACACAUAUGGCUAAUGGGGUGAAAAUUCAUUGUCGUGGCUACAUCCAUUGCGAUAUCAAGCCGGACAACAUUUUGCUGGUGCCUGGUAAUGGAGAAAGGAAGGGAACUUUUGUAGCAAAGCUUGCGGACUUCGGAUUGGCUGAGGCAGUGAAUGAAGAGCUCCAUGAUUUGAGGGGCACAACCAGAUAUAUGUCUCCAGAAUUGGUGAGAGAAAAAAAGAUUGGGUAUGCUACAGACAUUUGGGCCUUUGGAUGUGCUGUGUUGGAGAUGCUAACUGGAAAACCAGCCUGGGAAUAUUCAGAAGUUGAAGAUCUUCUGUGGGUGAUUGGAUAUACAGAUGAACUGCCUCAAAUACCCAGUAAUGUAUCAGAAGAUGCAAAGGAUUUUCUGAGCCGAUGUUUUGUUCGUACUGCUGCUCAUAGAUGGUCUGCUGAUUGCUUACUAGAGCAUCCAUUCCUCUCUGUGAACUAG
Messenger RNA from Hevea brasiliensis (rubber tree), 867 nucleotides. Its product is annotated as mitogen-activated protein kinase kinase kinase 20. NCBI's taxonomy places the organism in Eukaryota, Viridiplantae, Streptophyta, Magnoliopsida, Malpighiales, Euphorbiaceae. The transcript has 2 exons. The coding region runs from base 1 to 867 and encodes 288 amino acids. Gene Ontology annotation, molecular function: protein kinase activity; ATP binding. The record is from RefSeq and is a predicted model, not a curated record. Gene Ontology annotation, biological process: protein phosphorylation.